This is a messenger RNA of Chaetura pelagica (chimney swift), 852 nucleotides long. RefSeq names its product CMRF35-like molecule 2. The record is from RefSeq and is a predicted model, not a curated record. NCBI's taxonomy places the organism in Eukaryota, Metazoa, Chordata, Aves, Apodiformes, Apodidae. Gene Ontology annotation, cellular component: plasma membrane. Bases 1 to 852 code for a protein of 283 amino acids. Gene Ontology annotation, molecular function: transmembrane signaling receptor activity. The transcript has 5 exons.
AUGGGCAUGUUACCAGGCUGGGGCUGGCUCCUUGUCCCAGUUUGUCAGGCUCUGACUGUCCCCAGGGAGGUGAGUGGCCGGGCUGGGGAGAGGCUCUCCCUCCGCUGCUGGUACUCCCGGGGCUACGAGAGCUACAACAAGUACUGGUGCCAGGGGGACACCCGGGGCUCCUGCCACAAGGUGGUGGAGACAGCAGGGCAAGAAGCACCCCAGCAGCAUGGCCGGGUCUCCAUCCAUGACAACCACGUCUUCUGUGUGGUCCUGGUCACCGUGGAGGACCUGUCUGAGGAGGAUGCUGGGAGUUACUGGUGUGGAAUCGAGAGGACGGGCUUGGACCUGAUGGAGCCAGUGACAGUGAGGGUGGUUCCAGUUCUCCCGGGCACCCACACCCCCUGGAACUCCAGCACGGUGUCAGAGCAUCCCCCCUCCACCAACACCACAGCCACAGGCCCCUCGGGACCAGCCCUGAGUGUCCUGGUGCCCAGCACGGUCCUGCUCUCCCUCCUGGCUGCUGCCGGCUCUGCCAGGCUCCUCUGCACCCUGUGCAGGAGGGGAGGUAACGCUGCCCGAGCCGGUCCCGUCCCAGACACAGCCCAGUGCCUGUCCCAGGGCCUGCGGGACAAACCCAUCCCAGGCAAGAGGCUGCAGGGAGCUCCCCCCGCGGCUCCUCUUCCUGCCCCGCUGCCCCCUCGCACCAAAGUCCCCGCUGUCCCCCGGGAGGAGGGCAGGGCCACAGAGCCAGAGCUCGGUCCCCUCUGCAGCCACGGGCAGGACCUGGCAGAGGGUGGCCACAGUGACAUGAAGCAGGACACUGAGCAGGAGGGCGAUGGUGUCUAUGCAAACACCCUGUGA